UACGAGCAUAGAUAUAGGAACGAGGUUGCAAAAUAACAUGGAUGACUUGCAUUGCAAGUUAAUAGGCAAAGCCGAAGUGUUUCAAGGUUAUGAUUGUUUACUUAACUUUGUUGAUGAAAAGUCAGAUGAAUUUUACCGUAUUCAAGUGUUGAAAAAUGACAAAGGAUGUCAUGUUUGGACAAGAUGGGGAAGAAACGUAAGUGUCGUUUUAUAUUCUGAUAUUAAAAACUUUCUCAUGUAACACAUUACAGUACUGGGUUUUACAAUUUAAGUCUGCGUUGUGGAUUGUAAAUUAAUGCCGUGCAUGUUAAAGUUUAUUUAUUUACUUUGUUAUAUUUAUUUACAAAUCUAAGCUAUAAAUGACAGGUGAUUCCUAGUCUGACCCUCAGAAAUCCUGAAAAUGCAACCAAAAUUUGGCUUAUUUUCUUACUGGCUAACUUCCACAUUUCUAUAGCUUGUCAAUGUUCAUAUAAUUUACCUGAAAAUUGACUUAAGUCUCUUAGAAAUUUACCUGAAAUUGCUCAUGAACAAUGAUUGGGAGUUGGGGAUAUUACACUCCCAGACUCCCUCACACACAGUCGCUAUGGACCUAUCGUAUGGCCUUGCCUAAAUAGUUAUUAUGUAUUAAAGAGAGAAUAUUCACAGAUAACCCACGCAUGCAGCAAGAGCCAGCGAAGGCUCCACUGAAAUAGGAUUAGUCUGCAUGGCAGGGGGGCUUGCUGCCAGUAGAAAAACCGUUUGCCACGCAGGCUAAAAUAGGAUAUUAGGGGACUUUCAUGUCAUUUUUUUUAAAUCCAAAAUUUUGAAAUAAUGAUAGGAACUUAGCACUUACCCCAUUGAUGAGUAAAUAGUUAUAGAAAUAGUUAUAGAAAUUCAAUGUUGUUAAUACGCCAUUAGAAACAUGUUAAAGUAAAAAUUAGACACAAAAAUUUUAAAAAUCGAGAGGGGGCAACCGCAUGCCCCCAGACCCCCACAAAGAAAUGUCCGGCUUCAUGCUAAAAUAAAUUUCCCAAUUUUAGGUAAACACGGAUUUUUUUUACUUCUGGCUAACACCCUGUAAAGCAAAUAUAGCUUUCUGUGGUCCUUGAAAUAAAAGAAGCCAGUGAAAAGCUUAGUAACAACAAUUAAGCCACUAGUCAAUUGUGUCAUACAGACUCGAACAGUCAUAAAUUUCACAGCAUUUUCAUAUGUAAUUUAAAAAUGAAAAUUAAAGCCCAUGCAGCAAAAGACUUUCAGUCAAUUACACAUCUUGUAACAAAAAUAUAAAAUUUAGUGCAGUAUUCAAAUAAGUGAAUAAGAGGAAAGGAUCGAUAAAAAACAACCUAUUAUCAUAAUUUAAAAAUAUUAGUAAAUUAAUUAAAGAUAUAAUGUUUAAUUAGGUUCAAUUUUAUGUGAUUAAAAUUUGGACAAUUAUACACAUAAUUUUUAAAUGGGGAAUGCAAAAAAACCCAGUUGUGCCGGGCAGUUACCUGUUCCUACCAGACAAUGUCUGUGACCGGCCGCUUAUUUUCAGGCUUGGAUCGAGUGCUAGCUAGCACUUUCCUCUUGUUCUCUUGAUAAGGCGUAAAAAAAUACCUGUGGAACCUUCCGGUUCCCGACCGACCCUAUUUUUUUCCGCCGACCCUAUUAUUUUUUCAACGCUAUUGACUGUGCAACCUUAUUUUCUCCGACCCUAUUUUUUCCCGGCUGCUGCCAAAAAUGGCGUCUGUUGUCACACUAAUUAUUGAAAAAACCAUGAAAAAAAUAUUCAAAAAAAAAUUUAUUUCCGACCUACCGACCCUAAGUUUUUCGCGAUAUGUAACGCCUAAGUAAAAUUUUUGGUGUUAGAUAAAGUAAAAUAACAUUAAGUAGAGUGCAUAUUAGCCUGGAUGCCACUUAUCCUUCCAAAAUUAUUAGGGAACUGAUGGGCAAAGUAAGCUAGAAGGUCCAAUCAGCCAAGAAGAGGCCAAGAAAAAUUUCGAAAAGAAAUUUCAGGAGAAAACUAAAAAUAGUUGGGAUGAACGUCAGCAAUUCUCUCCAGUGAAAGGGAAAUAUUCGCUAGUAAUUGAAAAGACUGAUUCUUCUAAGAGUAGCCAAGUAACUGACAGUCAGGUGAGAAUUGGAAAAUUAUAUAAAUUCAGCAAAUAGACCCAUUGGCCAUUGCACAUGACGUCACAGCGCUGGUGACGAUGCAUCUGGAGGACAGAUGAGCAAUUUAUGCAUAAUAUACACUCAGUAACUUUUGUAAACAAAGCAAAUUUUGUAAAACUUUAUUGUCUUUAUAAUAAACUUUAUUGUCUUUACUGUCUUUAUAAUUUUGUAUUAGAAUGGUUAAUUUUUGCGCUGUACGUUGUUGUUGUACCUAAACAGAUAUUGUUAAGGAGCAUCUGGAGGACACUCUAAGGAUUUGUGACGUCAGUGCAAUGGGUCUAUUCUUGUGUCAUUAAUUCCAUAUAAACAACCUCACAUUGAUUUCAGGUCACUAAUUUUCAAACGAUGGUUCCCAAGUUUGUCGUGAAUUAUUCCUAAUUACAUUUCUAUAAAUUUGGAUUAUAGUCCAGUCGCAUUAGUCAGAGGACUGAACUAAAGUUUUUUUGCAAGGAUUUAACAGCUUGAAUUUGGCACAUUAAUAGAUAACUAUACAUUAUUGUACAUAACUUACAUACUAGACAAUUACAUUUAACAAUCUGAAGAAUAUACUAUGAAACUAUAGAAAGAUGGAAACAAUACAAAGAUGCCAGAAUUAAGUGGCAAAAUACAAAUGAGACUAGUUGUCAUGCAUGGUGCUCACCACUUAAACUAGAUGAGAUAGUUUAGGAGUGGAAGAAAAAUAUAGAGUGGAAAGUAAAUGGAAGCUAGGAGCACAGGCAGAAGAUGAAGAGAGAAGUGAUAGAAUGAGUGAGAAGGGCGGUUAGAUGAAUAUGCGAGUUCAGAUUCUGCUUGAGUUUUAUUUUAUGUCUGACUUAACAGGGGACUCAGAAACUAGUUGGUAUACAGUAUAAGAUAUGCAUGUGAACCUUAAGAAACGUUCACUCAUGAAAUUUUCUCUGGGGGCGUGAUUAUUUAAAGGUGUAUUAGUGCUAACCCUGGGUUAAAAUUGAACCUACAGUAGCUAGCUGCUGUAAAUUUCAGUUUGUAUAUUUCUACACGUCUGUUUUCAAAACUUUAGAGGGGAAAACUCCUAUCGAUCCAGUCAAGAUCUUUGAUGAAAUACUUCCAAAUUUAUAGGCAAGGCUGUUGUCAGGAAGUUUGCUUUGAAUUUUAGGUAGACCUACUGUAGGGUUAAGCUAACCUAGCUUUGAACAACCGGCCCUUGGUGUUUAAAACGUACCAAUGAAUAUUGCCAUACUGUUGCCAAAUGUAUUGAUUAUUGCCACUGUUUAGAAAAAAACAGAAUUUCCAGAUGUAUUAAUUUUAUCAGAAGUACAACUACCAGUGGACGUCCUCUAUGUCAUCUUAUCACAGCUUCCUGUACGUGAUGUUUUACGAUACAUGCAAGUUUGCAAAGCUUGGAAGGUAGGAAUGUACCUUAAUCCUUUGCUCUGUCUAAUGCCAAACAAUAUAUUUUACUUGUGAAGGAGAAAAUCUCGUGCAUUAAUGGUUGAUCUGUCUAAUGACAGAUGAUUUUACUUGUGAAGAAGGGGGAAGUAUUUACCAUUGAUGUUUUUAUCCAGACAAUCUUUUUGUUGUCAACAUAUUUUAAGCAGCAAAUUGAAUGCAUCUUAAUGUGUCUUAUAUAGGCCUAGUCUAUUAUAUUGUUAUCUUACUUUAAUUGUCAAAUGUGAGAUCAUCCCAGCGGGCAAAAUGACGUUUAUUCAACGUUGAAUCAACGUUGGAAAUGACCUUCCAGACGUUGGAUAGACGUUGAAAAAGGGUUGACUAUGCAAAUUGGAUCGACGUUACUGUUUCGGCGUUGAAACAACGUUGAAAUUAGGUUGCCAAUCUCGUCAACCAUAAUUCAACGUUGAAUCAACGUUGAAACAACGUGGAGAUUACUUCACAAAUCGACGUCGUACAUUUAACCAUGAAUGAACGUUGAUUCAACGUCUGUUGACUGCUGUUGAACCAAUGUUUUUAAAACAACGUCAGAGCAACGUAGAUAUUACUGUAGGUUGUCGACGUCGCAGCCUUUUUUCUACCAAAUUUCAACGUAACGUUGAAACAACGUCGUGUGCCCGGUGGGAUUUUAUACUAGAGGUAUAAUCUAGGAUAAUAUUUUCUAUGUUAAAUUUCUUUCCAGACAUUGCUGAGUGACAAGUAUUUUUGGAAGAUGUACAUAGAAAGACAUUUUGAUUUGGAGAUAAAAUCUGACCUCUCAAAUGAGGGGCCAAUGGCACACUGGUCAGGUCCAGCAGGAUGGACUGAUAAUAACGUUAACAAGACUUGGUAGGUGCGUGUUUUCUGUUAAAUGCAUGCCCGGAUUUCGAGGUGAGGGCGCACCUAAACCUUGUAAUUCUCUUGAGGAUUGCUUGGCUCAAUGGGUAAAUAAGAGCCUGCAACAAUCUCAAGGAAAUUUGAUCACCGCUCACUAAUUACUAUGAUAAUUUAUUUCCAAUCCAACCAAUCAUAUUAUCUGAAAUUCGCGUGCGUGAUGCAGUGUGAGUAAUAACUAAUAGUCUUAUAACUGUUUAUAUAGUUCAUAUGUAGUAGCUCGAGAAUUCAAACUUUUAUAAAAUUAGCCGAAUUCAUAUUAGGGACGGGAAACUCGUCUGCGAAAACCCGUCUGAGUAUGAAUUUAGGGACGGGCAAAUUCGAAUUUAAGACGAGUUUCCCGUCUAGACGAGAUUCCCCGUCUGUUUAGACGGGUAAGUUAGACGGGAAAGUUCAGACGGGAAACUCGUCUGCGCCCGGAUUCAUAUUAGACGAGUUUCCCGUCUGAGACGAGUUUCCCGUCUAAGACGAGUUUCCCGUCUCUAAUAUGAAUUCGGCUAUUGGCGGUUUAAAGACCAUGUCAAAACCGUUCUGCUUAUCAGUUCUGCGCAUAACAAAAGGGGACCCACAGAUACAAACUUUGCCCAAAUUUUGCAUCUUUCGAACUUUAUUGAAUUAAAACGUACUCUAGUUUAUAUUAAUUUACAAUAGCGAAUCAGAAAAGUGUUAGAUAUUCAGUUAGUAUAUCUUAUUCUACAAAUUAAUACAGCAGUUCAAAAUAUAAAAAAGUAUUUGUUUAGUCUUUAAUUGUCUUUAAAUUACUGUUGGAAUAAAUAAAACAUAAUUUACAGGCACCGGAGAUGUCGGUUUGGUACGUUAGUAUGUGAUAUAAUUCACUAGAACAAAACAUUUUGACUUGAUAAACACUAAAACAGUUUAAAUGCCGUUACUCAACACUGACUAUUUUUACGUAUUAAUAAUGAACGGAACUCAAAAAUAUAUUUAUAUCAAAAGGAAGACAAUACCUUCUUAGGUCCAAACAUUAUAAUAAAUUUCAAUGUCAUACAAAAUACUACCAGCUAUAUGAGCGAAUAUAUGUUUUCAAAAUUGCAACGGCUGAACAUCAUAAACGUUUACUGCCAUCUUUAAAAAGAAUGAUCCGACAAUUCCAUCGAACUAUAGACCUACAGUAUCUCUUUACUCGAUACGUUAUCGAAAGUUUUAGAGCGAUGUGUUUAUAAUCACUGUUAUGAACACCUACACUCUAUGUUCCAUUAUCUCCAACAUGGUUUCCUGAGAGAGCGAUCCACGAAUACGCAGUUGUUGGUAGUAUACCAUCAAAUUCUGGAAUGUACUGUAUUGCUAGUGGUCAAGAAGUAGAUGCAAUUUACCUUGACUUUAGCAAAGCGUUCGAUAAAGUACCACACAAUCUGCUUUUAUUAAAACUUAAAUCGUAUGGUAUUUCUGAUCCUACCCUCUCAUGGUUUGGCAGUUACUUAUCGGAAAGACAACAACGAGUGGUUAUUAACGGACAUUCUUCUGACUUGCUCCCUGUUACAUCGGGCGUCCCGCGCGCAGGGGUCUAUCCUUGGGCCGCUUCUUUUCUUAAUAUACAUUUACGAUCUACCCACUUAUUUAGAAAACAAUUCAUCAAUUGCUCUUUAUGCGGACGACUCCAAACUUUUCCAUCUUAUCUAUUUACCUAAUGACAGUUUUUCCCUUCAGAAAGAUCUCGACAGCCUCAGUCACUGGGGUGAAAACUGGGCAAUGGCAUUCAAUGUUAGUAAAUGUAAAAUAGUCCAUUUUUCAAGGAAGAGAUUACCUACAGUACAUCACCUAAUGGGUAAAAACUACUACUUGGCUGGUAACCCAUUAGAAAAUGUUCCUAACAUAUUGGACCUCGGAAUUACUGUCACCAACAACCUUUCAUGGUCUGAACACAUCGAAGAGAUUGUCUCUAAAGCUAACAGAACUCUUGGUCUUGUCAAAAGAUUGUGUAGGGAUAUCAAGGACACAAAUACCCGGAAGCUUCUGUAUUGUACUGUUGUUAGACCAAAGCUUGAGUACUGCAGUAGUCUUUGGUCGCCUUACACAGGUAAACAUCGUUUACUUAUCGAAAAUGUUCAGCGAAGAGGUACCCAGUUUAUUCUUAAUUACCCUAAAGAUAUGCCAUAUCCAUUGAGACUGCAGAAACUACGCCUUUUACCACUGGAAUUCAGAAGAGAGAUUUCGGAUUUAACUUUAUUGUUUAAGUCCAGAAAUGGGCUAAUAACUAUGGACGUGAAUAAGUACCUGAACACUUACGUUUAUUGCUAUCGGACACGUAAUUACGACCCAAAUAACUACAACUUGAUUAUUAAGCACAAACAAGACUAUUAUAGAAAGUCGUUUUUCAUUAGGGCUGCAGAACUCUGGAAUACGUUACCUUCUAAUUUAAAAUCUUGUAAUUCAAUUACUUUAUUUAAGACUAAAAUCACUAACCUAUACUUCGAUAAAUUAGCUACGUAUUGCUUACCUGCGUGAAUAUUUCUUAGUGUAUUGUAUUGAUGUAUAGGGGUAGGAUGGCAACUGGGACAUUAGUCCUGUAUCUAACUCCUGCCAGUCGUCUGUUUGGUAAACUUGUAACUUGUUAUAUAUAUGUCAUUGUAAUUUACUGGCGAAUUAAUUAAACUAAACUAAACUAAGUAUUUCAAGUUGAUGACCCGUUACUGUUGUAGGCCCGUUUACACGACAAAUAGGGACCUUUAGCUAGCAGGACGGUGACGGCUAUUAAUACAAUGAAAUUUAUGACAGUGUAUAGAAAGAAAAUGCAUAAUUAAAGGUCCCUUGGGAGUUUUAGACGUCGUCCUUGCUCUGUUCACAACAGCUAGCAAACCAAAGUUUUUCACGUUUUGUACACAACGUCUGCCUUUCAAGGCGCGAGAAGUCGUCCUCGGCAAAUUGGCUUAGUACAAGUCUUCUCAACUAUAAACCUCUGUCUUAACCUUCUUAAACUGCAAUAAAUUCAUACAACGGAUAAUACAAGACAUGUUGUCCUUAAAGUUACUUAUUUAAACGAGUUUGUUUUGGCCGUCAUCGUCGCGUUGCCGUCACCUAUUUGCUAAAGGUCCCUAAUGUUUGUUUAAUUUUUUGGUACCGUACCAUUUAUUCAUAGCAUGGUACUCCACGUUUACACGACAAGAGUUUGCCAAAUUUCCGGGCCAAAAAAAAUCGACGGGCACUCCAAUAAUUUGGCACAGCACUCGUAAAAAUAGAGACUCGUAAGAAUAUUAAAGAAAAGACCCUGCUGAGAUCAGAUGCUUAUUCAACGAAUAAACUCCGAAUUACAUUUUUGAAAGCAAUUUUAGUUUGUGUCCACGUUACGGAGCACUAUGGAUAUCCACGAUCACUUACCUGGUUCGAGAUGGUAUAGAUCGAGAGUAUGAUGACAAACUUUGGUAUUCAAACUUUCGAGUUACAAGGGGAACAUUCGAAUUUCUUUUAAAUAAAGUCAUGAAAUAUAUAUACGCGGCAAAGGUACAGCCAUGCGUUCUGCAAUUUCGGCGAAGCGACGGCUGGCCAUUACAUACUUCUUGGCAUCCACUGCUGAGUGAAUAUAGAACUAUAGCCAAUUUAUUUGGUGUUUCAAGAUCGUUCGAUUCGUGUGUUUGUGCGUUAGAGAUGUCUGCAAAGCAAUAACAAAGCAAGUUGUCGUAUGUCGUCAGUUUUCCGCGUGGAGACGAAUUGGUGCAAAUUAUCAAUGAUUAUGAACAACGAUGGGGUUUCCCAAUGUGUGCUGGAGCAAUUGACGGGACACACAUUCCUAUCGCUGCACCGUCCGAAUGUCACGCAUAAUACGUAAACAGGAAAGGCUAUCGCAGCAUAAUCAUGCAAGCUGUAGUGGAUUGCAAAUACCUCUAUAGAGAUGUGGUCAUUGGUUGGCCUGGAAGCGUUCACGACGCACGGGUAUUUUCAAAUUCAUCUAUUUUCAAGAAAGCCGGGGAAUGAAGGCAAGCUAUUUCCAGAUGAUCUCACUGUGGAAUAACAAGGAGUAGAAAUGUUACCGUUUAUAAUAGCGGAUCCUGCAUUUCCCCUCUUGCCAUGGGUUUUGAAAGGUUUUCAGGGAAACGAUGACCAGCCAAGAAGAGAACGAGUCUUAUCGCCUUAGUAUAGUGCCAGGAUGAUUGUAGAAAACACCUUCGCUAUAGGUGAAAAGGACGUUUUAUUAGAUUUAGGAAAUGUGUUGAUAUGGAGGUACCUUGCACCUGCACUGGUCAUUGUUGUUUUAGCCUCUUGUAUUCUGCAUAAUAUUUGCGAGAUUCAAAACAACGAUUUUUUGCCGCAGCGGGAAGAACCAGAAAGAGCCGCGGAGGCAGUUGUGGGGAUUGAUAAUAUUGACAUUGUAGCUGAUGCACACGACAUUCGUGAAGCAUUAGCAGAUUACUUUAGCUAGGAAGAACUGACGUCCAGCUGAGAACAAUAAUUCAUACAAUGUUAAUAAUGGAUGAUUCCAGCUAUAUAGACCAAAUUUAGAUCUAGGCAAGAAGAACAAAAUCCAUCACCACAGCUAGAAAAACCAUCUUAAAUUUAUUUUUUUUAAUUAACUUUACAAUCAUAUUAUAUAAAAAAUACACAUACAGCUAUGAUUGAAGGAUUGGACAACAGAACUAGAAUCCCAUACCUCUCUCCUCCGCAGAGGCUUUAAUUGGCUAUGAGGGCGCGAAGCCUCUGCACGAUUCCACACCCAAUAUGGCGGUAAACCGGGGGGGAGCGUAUAAUUAUCGAAAGCAAAAUUCAAGUCAAAAUGACUGAGAAAAUAUCUCUUUACAAUACUGCAACAAGCUGACAAAGAGAUUAGUUACUAGCUCUACGAAAUAAGAAAGUGUUAUGUUCAGUUUGCGAGAAAACAUCUGCAUUUUUUCUAGACAAGGUCUCCAUCUACAGUAUAAAACAAUGCACGGAAACAACGUAUUUAGCGAACAGGUUUUGGUUGCAAGCGAAGAAACUUUUAUUUAAAUUUAUAUAUGACAUUUGUAUUUUUAGAAAUGUGUCCAAAACCGCAUAAAAGAAAAAAAUGAGUAUGUAUAGCAUACAGAACCAUUAUUAAAUUUAUUAUCAAGACUGAAAAUACAAUUCAACUAUUUCAACUUCAGCAAUAUUUAUAAACAAACGCGACCUUCAGUCGGUUUCGACCUGAUUUAUUUGGAGGUUCGUAUCUUUGGUUCAAUAUAUGCUAUGUAGAUGAAAAUACCACCGUUCGAUUCAGUACAAAAAUAUCUCCUAGUUUCUAUCGAUAGUUUUAGUGAAAUGUCAACACUAUAGCGAUUUAUGACCUUUGAAAGUCAAGCGGGAUUUUGUAUAUUAAUAUCAAAUCACGCAAGGUUUACACUUGACAAAAAAUAUAAACUAGGCAUACCUUUCGGCGACCAUAACUUCGGCUCCUUGGGACGCAUCCUCUUUGUAUUACUCUUGUUCGAAAGCGAAUUCAAAACACUACUUAAAGUGUUAUUUUUGAGCUUGUAUCUUGAAAACUUCAUCUUUUAUUAUGGUAUUUCCAUUCCUGGUCUGAUUGUGAACUAAUUCCCGAAGAUCAGCGUGUGACAGGCGCGUGCGACUGUGCGAGUAAAAACCCGACAUUUUGAAAAAUUAAAAAUAAAUAUUUCUACUGGCCGUAUUUAAAAGAAAUUUUCUACACGAAAGCGCUUGAAUACAAGGGGUAUUUUACUUCUUUGAAUGGUGGCGAAUUCCGAAGAGUUCAAGAAAUAUUCAAGUUUUUCCCGAUACGAAAUACAGAAUGUUUGGUCAAGCGGUGAGUAAAAUUUCCGAUUGUUUGCUUUGUGUAUUAAAUGUUAAAAAAUAUUACUUUUGACCAUCCACAAACAUGCAAGCACUAGUCAAUGAGGUCAAUCAAUCAUGCAUUAAAUAAUGAUUUAAUUUUCAAAAAGACGUUUCUUGUUUAGCUUAAAAAUCACCUUUUGUUUCGAUGUUUACACUUUGUCCAACUUUGUCCCACUUUGCGAUGCAAAUCGUGCAGAGGCUUCGCGCCUUCCUUCGCCUUUCCCUUUGCCGCCUGCGCUCCUUCGCCCAGCGGCUACGCUCGUGUUCCAAGAUCCGCCAUGUAAAGUGUAGUGAAAUGUAUUUCAUCGUAAUAUUAAAUCCUAAGAAAACUAAAGCCUCUUCGGAGGAGAGAGAUCCCAUACUAAGUCCAUCCAUCUAACACUAAAACACGCAAACUGGACAACGUAAAUACUGCAAACUGGACAACGUAAAUACUGAUUUUACAGGCCUUUAUACUAUAUAAAACAUGCAAGAAUAAAUACAUAACUACACUACUGUGAAAUUAUUUGUGAGGUUCAGUUUUGACCCCCACCAGCACCAGCACCACUAGUUAGAAACCACGAACCACUUACAUGCAAACCAGGUCAGCGCGAGGUAGUGAUAGCGGUAAUGGAAGUCAAAAGUGACUCCAUAAAUUAGUACAUUUUAUCUAUUAUAAAUUAGUACAUUUGCAAAGAUUGGUUGCAAAAUGUUGUAAAAUGCGGAACAUUUUCGGCCCAAAGUGGUGCAUUUCCUCGGGCGUAAUACAAAUUAAUACAAAAUUUGCAAAUUUCGUAGGGCUCUGAUAAACUUUACUAGUUUCUUUAGAUCCCUUGGACUGAUCAAAUGAAACCUGAAUUGGUUUAUCGCACUACAGAUUAAGCAGGGUUUUUGUUGCUUCCUUGCUCCAUACUUUCCCUCUGUUUCUCAGUCUUGACGGCGGCCAUUUUGCUUAAUGUUAAUUCCCGCGAAAUAUUUCGCGCAACCGAAAAGUGCUGAAAUAGCAAAAUUUUGGGCACGGUGCCGCUUAUUUGGCGGGCCGAGACUACCUCAAGAGAUGGUCUCGGCCCGCCAAAAAUUUUAGGUACACGUACCGCAAUCGGACAGGGCCGGUGCCGUUUACACGACAAAAAUCAGGAGUGCGUGCCCAAAAAAAUUGGUCCGCGUGCCAAAAUUUAAGCGUGCCGUGCCCAAAACGACUGUCGUGUAAACGGGCCUUGUAUUAUUUAGAGAAAUACCAACACGUGCAUGGGUGUGUAUCCAUGCUCUUUGACUUGCCAAGGCAGAUAUCCAAUGCGAAAACCUGCCAAAACAUCUCAACGAUCUGUAGCUGUUUAGUUUUUGGUUUAAAACCCAAAUUCACAGUACUCUUUCAAAAAUAUACGUUUUUAGUGAAAGCGUAUAAACAUUGCGCCAUAAUUUAUGCGUGUAUUUUGGCAUAUAUUAUUAUUUUAGCCAAUAGGAUUUUCGCGUCCUCUCACGACCCCGAAAUACCAAAUUUCCUUGAGAUUGUUGCAGACCUAUAUUCAAUGGGCCUGCCACGUAGGCUAAGAAUUGCUGCACCUUCUCUGAAAAUUCAGGGGUUUAUUACAUUAAGCCACAUUAAGCCUUGCUUAUAAGUUCACUAAUAUAUGCUUAAUGCGGCGAGUUCCCAUUACCUAUAUCCAUCUACAUAUAAAAACAUACCGGAUCGCUUUUACCAAUUUCAACAAACUAUACAUUUAACAAACUUUUUCUUACGACACAAAUUGGAGAAAAUUCUGUCUUUUGUAAGUUAAUACAUUACUAUAUAAACCUGCACGGCUUUACAUCAAUAAUAAAGCCACGUUCGUUUUAACACGGCCUUCUAGCUAAGACCAUGUGCACCUUGUAUAAUUCUCCUGAGAAUUGCUGUACCUCCCCUGAAAAUUCAGGGGUAUUAGAUUAAGCCUUGCUUAAGUUCGCUAAUGUAUGUUUAAUGCGUUGACAAGGGAUGUAUCUAUAGUUCUAUUUUGCUUACUUUUUUCUGGUAUUUUGAAAGGUAUUGUUACUUCUCUGAGGACGGAGAGAAAGACGAUAUAUAUGUGAUGCGUCCAUUUCCGUCAAUGUGGAACUGUCGAGUCUUUCAUCCGUAUGGUUUGGACCCAUUCUCUGGUGAUGCGAGAAAAUUACAAGGUUUUUCUCGUUCUCUUGAAAUAUUGACUUACAUGAGAAGUGAAGCGUCUCGCUUGGGUAUGCAAAGUGGUGAGUGA
Molecule: messenger RNA, 12377 nt
Organism: Paramuricea clavata
Lineage: Eukaryota; Metazoa; Cnidaria; Anthozoa; Malacalcyonacea; Plexauridae
Source: the annotation of a GenBank genome assembly